Messenger RNA from Erpetoichthys calabaricus (reedfish), 2277 nucleotides. RefSeq names its product organic solute transporter subunit alpha. Bases 301 to 1581 code for a protein of 426 amino acids. The transcript has 9 exons. Lineage: Eukaryota; Metazoa; Chordata; Cladistia; Polypteriformes; Polypteridae. The record is from RefSeq and is a predicted model, not a curated record. Gene Ontology annotation, biological process: transport. Gene Ontology annotation, molecular function: transporter activity.
CAGGAAGAGAAGGCACACCAUUAUUUGAACAAUUGGCAUGGAGGACAGAGAGAGUACUGUUGGAGACGUAUCUUUUUUUGUUCACUGUUCUGACAGCGAAGUGUGGGAUAGUCAAGGUGAGGCCAUGAUAUUCACUCACCACAAGAAGGGCCUUUCAGAUAAGGUGGAUCAUCAAUUGAAACACCUUGCCUACAGCAUGUGAUCUCCAUUGAACUAAUCCUGUGCUUUUUAAAACCAAUUAGCUUCAUCAGUGAUGAUUUAGCAAGGUAGUGUUAUUCAGGUAAGCUGUGAUCCCAAGAAAUGGUGCGAAGAAGCAACUGUUCUGUUCCGGAGACCGAGAUCCCAUUAUCUACAGAAUUUUUUGAAAAAAUCAAAGGAGAGCUAUGGCUUUUCCUACUCCCUGCUCUUCUCACUUUCAUUCUAUCAGCUGUGUUCCUGGAGGAAAUGGGCUUCUUGUUCCGCAAUAUCACUUCUUGUAGACGUCGUCGGCUAUAUCUUUGGAUUCUUGGCAUUUACCCGGUUUUCAGCAUGACGUCUCUCAUUGGGAUGUAUGUGCCUCGCUCUAUGUCUGUCUGCAGUUUUGUUGCCUCUCUGUAUCACUCCAUUACUCUUUGGAAGUUUUUGGCUCUCAUUACUGACUUUUUUGGAGGAAAAUCUCAGAUGCUGGUAGUAUUAGAGGGACAGCUGGUUUCACCAAACCCCUUUCCAUGUUGUUGCUGCUGCUGUUUUCCAAUGAUAACUGUUAACAGGUCUAAUAUAAGAUGGAUGACAGCUAUUGUUUUUCAGCUAUCAGUUGUGAGGACAAUCCUCUUCUUUGUCACCAUGGUGCUGUGGACAGAUGAGAAGUAUGACUACGGGGAUGUUGACUACAAGAACCCUAAUGCCUAUGUGAAUGCCAUCAUUGGAGUGUCCACUUUCCUUUCUUUCUAUGGUUACUUGCUCUUUUAUAAGGCCACACGGCGAGCUCUGCAUGGUUAUGGGUUACGUGCCAAAUUCAUUUGUAUUAUUUUAAUUUUGGUGCUGUGUGGUCUGCAAAGUGGAAUUCUUGAGACAAUGGCAGCUUUCGGGGUCAUCCCCUGCAAUCCACCCUUCUCCAGACUCAUGCGCUCACAAUUAAUUUACCACUACUCCAUCAUUGUGGAGAUGUUCUGCAUUGGGCUUUUUGCACGGCAAUGCUUCCGUAAGGUGGAACCUGGCUCUCCUAAUGGAUCAACAAGUGAAUUUGGCCCAGUGAGUUUCAAGCAAGACAAAUAUGUGCAGACAGAGGAAGUGCACCUUGCUGAGAGAAUUUCUGUGAUCUCACAAGAGCCCUGGACAGGAAUGAUGACCUCUGCAUUAAAUCACGGAUAUCACAGUGACAGUGAAGAUAGUCUGUGUAAAAUAGAGCAUGCACCCUUGGAUGAAUUCCAUUUUACCCAACAGCCUAGCUCUGGUAUGACAUUUUCUGAAAGAAUUUAUCCUCAUGAACAGAGAUUUGGGGACAUGGUAAGCACUGGCAAGAAAGCAGAUUUAGAAAUGGGAAAGAUGAUGGUGAAAGCAGAGAUCAAUUACAAUACUAGAAAUGAGGUCACAGUAGUUUAGAAUGAAGCUGCAAUGGUGAGGAGGAACCCUCCAGAAUUGGCCUGAAAGUAAAUGGAGAACUGUACGAGGAGGAUAAAUUCUACUUGUUACAAACCUUAACAGAGUAGGGAUAUAAAGAAAUAAAGGACAUGCUCUUGCCAGAGCAGCCUGGUGGCACAGUGUUUAGCACUCCUGCCUCACAGAACUCUGAGAAUGAUUUUGAAACUUACUCUGGUCAAUAUGUAGAUAGUGUACAUUCUUUCUUUGUCUGUGUGAGUUAAUUGCCAAGGACAUUGGUACAUAGCUAGGAAGUUAAUCUAAAUUGGCCCAAUAUGAGUGCAUACAAGUGCAGCCUUUUAUCCAGUAUAUGUUUCUACCUGACUCCUGAUGACACUGAAAGUGACUCUUAGUUCCCUGUGACCCAAAAACUGAAUAAAAAAGGUGUAAUGAUUGCUGCCCAGGUGCACAUCUCAAGCUGAACUAAAACAGUUCAUUGAAGAACUACUCAGAUUUGAAAUUUCUGUAGUUUCAUAAAUGCAUGUUUUUAGUGCUACAAAAUAUUUUUGGUGUGAUUUCCUUAUCUAAAUAUAAAAAAAUAUUUUAACAAGAUGUGUAUGCAGAGAAAUAAAUUGUGCACAUUAACAUCCUUAUCACUUUCAGUGUGUGUUUACAAGAUUUCAUUAUUAGAAAUACAGUUAGGUCCAUAAAUAUUUGGAC